Octodon degus (degu) is the source of this 354-nucleotide messenger RNA. Its product is annotated as histone H2A-Bbd type 1-like. The record is from RefSeq and is a predicted model, not a curated record. The coding region runs from base 1 to 354 and encodes 117 amino acids. The transcript has a single exon. NCBI's taxonomy places the organism in Eukaryota, Metazoa, Chordata, Mammalia, Rodentia, Octodontidae. Gene Ontology annotation, molecular function: structural constituent of chromatin; DNA binding; protein heterodimerization activity. Gene Ontology annotation, cellular component: nucleosome.
AUGGCUGGGAAGAAAAGAAGGAGAAAAUCUUUGAAGCCCAGGAAAAAGGCAAUUUCCCGCUCUUCACAGGCAGAACUUCAGUUUUCGGUGAGUCGAGUGGAGCGAUACCUGAGAGAAAGUGGCUAUGUGCAGCGACUGUCCUCCCCCACCCCAGUCUUGCUCGCUGGCAUCCUAGAGUUUCUGACAGCUAACAUCCUGGACCAGGCUGCCAAGGAGACUCAGGACAAGCACAAGAAACGCAUCGCCGCCCAGCACCUGGAGAGCAUGAUAAAGAGCAUCCAGCAGCUCCAUCCCCUUUUAGGGGAUGGCACCAAGUCUCUGCUUGAAGUGAUGGUCCUUUCCAAGGACAAGUGA